AUGUCGACGUUUACACAUAGCCUACGGCAGCUGAGAUGUCAAGGCCAACUUUUCCGAGCACCAUGGCCUCAACCUGCCUUGCAAAGAGCGACUUUUCCCCUCGGUGUGCGAAGCAUCGCCAGUGAAACAUCUUCAACGAUCGUCGAACCGAAGCCCGAUCCCUUCGCCGUGAUAGAUUCUAGUUCCAAGAUUUCUCUGCCAUUCCAGGAUGUCCAGCAUGCGAGAGCCGUUCCCAUCUCGGCUUCGUACUUCUCUCGGGAACCUCAAUUCAAUGAGAUGUACCUACGAAUCGCUCGUCUUCUCACCAAAUACCACACUCUUCCGACACUACCCCCAAGCGCUGCUCCUCCGACAGCUUGGAUAAAGCUCGACGAAAUGCGAUCGAAACUUGGUGAACCAAUUAAGGCCUCCCACUACGCCAAGGUCAUUCGAGUUGCCAAGCGGCUGAAUCAGAUUGAGACUUCACUCUUCCCUGAGGAAGUCCGGGUUGCUCUUGAGGAUUUCAAGCGAGACAUCAACCCAUUCAUGAAUGUACCUCACGAGGUGACAGUCGACAAGUUUGGACGAGCUGUUGGUGUCGGCAAGCGAAAAGAAUCUACUGCUCGGGCUUGGGUUGUGGAGGGUACAGGAGAAGUGCUGAUCAAUGGCAAGACCCUCAGCCAAGCUUUCGGUCGUGUCCAUGAUCGUGAGAGUGCGGUCUGGGCUCUCCAGGCCACUGAGAGAUUAGACAAGUACAAUGUCUGGGCAUUGGUGGAAGGUGGUGGAACAACCGGUCAGGCCGAGGCUCUUACGUUGGCAGUUGCCAAAGCUCUGAUCGUUCACGAGCCAGCGCUCAAGACUGCUCUUCGAAAAGCUGGGUGUAUCACCAGAGACCCAAGGACAGUGGAGAGGAAGAAGCACGGCCAUGUCAAGGCACGCAAGAUGCCCGCCUGGGUCAAGCGAUAA
This is a messenger RNA of Fusarium musae, 945 nucleotides long. RefSeq names its product 37S ribosomal protein S9, mitochondrial (gene MRP9). The record is from RefSeq and is a predicted model, not a curated record. Bases 1 to 945 code for a protein of 314 amino acids. Gene Ontology annotation, cellular component: ribosome; mitochondrial small ribosomal subunit. Gene Ontology annotation, molecular function: RNA binding; structural constituent of ribosome. Gene Ontology annotation, biological process: translation. The transcript is spliced from 2 exons. Lineage: Eukaryota; Fungi; Ascomycota; Sordariomycetes; Hypocreales; Nectriaceae.